CGUAUUUGUGUUGAAAAUGGCAUGUUCACUCUGGGAUUCUUUAGAGAAGGAGUUACUAAUUUUCGUGGUUGGUUAGAUGAUCUGCUAAAAACUUCAUGGGAUGCGUGUCAGGGCACUGAUUUGAUUAUAGAGUCACCCAGUGCUAUGUCAGGCAUUCACAUUGCAGAAGCUCUUGAAAUUCCAUAUUUUCGGGCAUUUACCAUGCCAUGGACGAGAACAAGAACGUACCCUCACGCAUUUGCUGUGCCGUAUCAUGACCUUAAAGGUCCUUAUAAUUACUCAUCAUACGUUCUUAUAGAAAAUGCAUUUUGGCGUGGAAUUUCUCCGCAA
This is a messenger RNA of Scutellospora calospora, 330 nucleotides long. Lineage: Eukaryota; Fungi; Glomeromycota; Glomeromycetes; Diversisporales; Gigasporaceae. The record is from the annotation of a GenBank genome assembly.